GACCCUUUCAAUUCCCCUAUCCCAUCCACAGCUGUACGUAUAUAUACACCCACACAGCACUGCAGAGAGAGAAUCAGAAACGAUCGCGGCUCACGGCGACGCCUGGGGUGCGUGAAUAUCGUUGCGUUAGUUUUCAUCUCCAGAAAUCAUUAUCAACCGAUCGAAAAAAUCGUUCUCAACAUUGACCAAUUCUUCUUUCGAGGGUUAGGGUUUGGUUUACUGACAUGGAAUCCACUAUAGUGAUCAAGGUUAAGUAUGGAGAAACUCUUCGCCGCUUCAAUGCACGAGUUAAUGAAGUUGGACAACUUGACCUUGACAUUGGCGGAUUGAGGGGCAAGGUUAUUGGGUUCUUCAAUUUUGCCCCUGAUGCUGAUCUUUCACUCACGUACAUCGAUGAAGAUGGUGACGUGGUGACACUUGUUGAUGAGGAGGAUCUAUGUGACGUGGUGAGGCAAUCCCUGAAUCCUUUGAGGAUCACUGUUAAGUUGAAAGCUGAAAGUGGUGGUAGAUUUCAUGCUAGGUCAAGCGGAAAUUCUACUCCUAUGAGAUCAUCACCUAGACUUCAGUAUCCAUUGCCAAACUUGAAUAGCAGUGUUUCUGGAUACUUGAUACCUGUUCUCGAGCCUCUCCGUGAAACACUCUCUAAGAUGGGGGUUGACAUGGCCUCUAAUGCAUCCCCAUCUUCAGUGCUCGCAGAAGUUGCUGACUGUUUCUCAAAGAUGGGACUAUCCCAUGCAAAUCCUGUUUCCGAGUUCCAGGCUGGCACUGAAUCUAGCUCACAGAGUGUGGCUUCAGGAAGCGCAAUGGGUGCAUCAAUGACCAGUAAAAAAGCAGAGACUUCGAGGGAUGCUGGGCUCACAUCAUAUGCGUUUCCAAAUGCCAAAGUUGAAGAGCCAUCCUCCAAAGCCGAUCAGAAGGUGGAUAGUGUAAAAAGCGUAGGAGGUUUGGGUUCCCUAAAUCUCGAUGCUGAACUCCCAAGUGAUUCUUCCCUCUCUGAAUAUGUAUCUGAAAUUCUUGCUCCGGCUGCAUCUCACAACAGCGUUGGUGACAACAAGGGAUGGUUGAAGAAAUUUGUUGAUUGUCGUACAUUUGAGAAGGCUGUUAACUCAGGAUGCGUGGACCCUAAGGCACUCUUUUCUAGCGUCCCUACUUGUGACAAUACUAAAGAUGUUAAGGAGUCAAGCAAAGGCUGGAAUUCCGCCAGUAAUGAUUCUUUCCCAAGUACUUCUGAUACUACGGGGCAUUCUGUCAUGGGUACUACUGCUAAUUUGGGUGGCAGGGUAGAUGCCAAAGUGCCUCCAAUGAAGCUUGCCAGCAAAUGUCCAUUUCCUGUAGCAUAUGAUUCAGCGGUGUCAUAUACCCAUAAUGAUUUGCGUGUGCAUCCAUUUAAAAGGACCUAUACUCAUAAUGAUGGCAUGGGCUUUGCAUUCCAUAGAGGUGUUCAGUGUGAUGGCUGUGGUGUUCAUCCCAUAGUUGGAUUCCGCUUUAAGUCCAUAGUGAAAGAGGACUAUGACCUAUGCAGCGUCUGCUUCUCAUGUAUGGGAGUAGCAACUGAUUACGUCAGACUUGACCGUCCAGCACCUUCUCAACAGCCGCAGUCUUUCAAGGGGUUGUGUGAUCCUCAACCCUGGGCGCGUUCUUCCACACUACCAGAUAACAUGAGAGGUUUUGAGAUGAAACCGAGACAACUGAAGUUGGACAGUCGCUUCAUUAUGGAUGUUAAUGUCAUGGAUGGUACUCUUAUGGCUCCGUCAACCCUAUUCACUAAGAUUUGGCGGUUAAGGAACAGUGGAACCAUUGUGUGGCCUCAGGGUACAAAAUUAUCGUGGAUCGGUGGAGAUAAAUUGAGCGCUUCACUCUCCAUUGAUUUGCAGAUCUCAGCUGAUGGUAUACCCCUGGAAAAUGAGCUUGAUAUUUCCGCUGAUUUUACCGCUCCUGAGCUUCCUGGUCGCUAUGUCUCAUACUGGAGGAUGGCCUCACCAUCUGGCCAAAAGUUUGGGCAACGUGUUUGGGUUCUUAUCCAGGUUGAUACCUCUUUGAAAGACUCGUUUGUGAGCUUUCGGGGUCUGAACUUAAAUUUGCCACCUCAAGACAGUGGUAUUGCAGACCCCGAAAGUGUAAAUGGAAAUGUGGAACCCAUGAUGGUGGAGCCUUUAGUUGAUGCACACCCAUAUAAGAACCAGGAGCUGGAUUUCCCCACAAAUGAUACUUUGCUAGUUGGUAGUGGUAGUGGUGUCUCAAACACUGUUCUUCCAGAGGCUUGUACAUCAGUUUCGUUUCCCAUCACUCAGAUAGCAUCAGCAGUGCCUUCUGGGACAUAUGUGUCAUCACCAAGUACAAUUGUGCCUAAAACAGUUCAAGGGACUAGUGAAAACAAUGAUGUUGAGCAGAGCCUCCUUAAGGAACUUGAGGAGAUGGGUUUCAAGCAGAUUGAUCUAAAUAAGGAGAUUUUGAGGUUGAAUGGAUAUAACUUGGAGCGGUCUUUGGAUGAUCUCUGUGGUAUUGCUGAGUGGAAUCCUAUCCUUGAGGAGCUGCGGGAGAUGGGUUUCUGUGAUAAAGAAAUGAACAAGAAGCUGCUGAAGAAGAACUUUGGAAGCAUCAAGCGUGUGGUCAUGGACCUCAUUACUGGAGAGAAGGCAUAGCCUGAGAGUGUCUUAUUUAUGAUCAAUAUUAUAUAUAGUAGAUGGUAUAUGCUAAAUAAAAUCAAAGGGUAGCAGAAACUAUGAAACGUUUUGGUUUUCUUGUGUUUUUCUGGGUACUUCAUCAUAGAUCACAAAAUGGUGAACUUGUGGCUUAUGGACCUAUAUGCAUAAAGAGCUUUGUUUAUAUGUUUAAUGCAUCAGGUGCUUUGGAGAA
Rhododendron vialii is the source of this 2856-nucleotide messenger RNA. RefSeq names its product protein JOKA2-like. Bases 225 to 2642 code for a protein of 805 amino acids. Lineage: Eukaryota; Viridiplantae; Streptophyta; Magnoliopsida; Ericales; Ericaceae. The record is from RefSeq and is a predicted model, not a curated record. The transcript has 7 exons. Gene Ontology annotation, molecular function: zinc ion binding; protein binding.